AUGAUGCUUCUUCAGAGUUGGCCUGACGCCGACUUCUCAGCCUCGUGGCUGUUUCAAGGACGAGGGUCUUUGAUUGGUCUGUCUACAGCUGCCUUGUUAGCGAGGCAGACGGCAACAGCACAAUGGCCACAUCGCAAAAGAGGGAAAAAGCACAUCGGGACUGUCGCGACGGUGUCAAGCGGAUAUCCUCUCCGUUGCGAGGUAAAGCGAAGCGGCGGACUCCGGGCCGGUGAUGCUUUAAUGCAUUUCUUCUCUCUACAAAUUACUGCAAAAGUGGCCGAUUCUGCUGCAUGUCUGAGGACGUGGCGGGGAGGAGGCACUCACUCUGGACUCUACCUCCUCCAGACUCGUCGAGCCGGGCCGAGGGGACAUAAAACUUGUUGCCCACCCUCCGAGGCUCGGCUCCUGUGCCCCCCACGGAUUGGCCAACUUUCUAAGGAUAUGGCACCGCUGGGAGAAAUCUCACGAUUCCCGACUGACCCGGCGAGUGCCAUCUCAGACGGACUGAUCCUCCUCAUUCUUUAA
Protopolystoma xenopodis is the source of this 525-nucleotide messenger RNA. NCBI's taxonomy places the organism in Eukaryota, Metazoa, Platyhelminthes, Monogenea, Polystomatidea, Polystomatidae. The record is from the annotation of a GenBank genome assembly.